This is a messenger RNA of Serendipita indica DSM 11827, 3729 nucleotides long. The record is from the annotation of a GenBank genome assembly. Lineage: Eukaryota; Fungi; Basidiomycota; Agaricomycetes; Sebacinales; Serendipitaceae.
AUGAACGCGCUUUGUCCGGCUUGUCGGCGACAGUACACUGAGGAAGGCGUUGUAUGGAAGCCCGUUGCCGCUGAAGACGCAAAACGUGUCCAACAGCAGAAGAAACGAAAGGAGAAAGAGCGAAAGGAGUUGGAGACGCUAGGUCGUAAAUCAUAUCUAGACGUCAGGAUCGUCCAACGGAAUGUCGCUUAUGUCGUCGGGCUUGGUUCGCGGUUUGCAAAAGAGGAGACGAUAUCUGUUCUACGCUCGAGUGACUACUUUGGUCGCUAUGGAAAGAUUUCUCGCAUUCAGCUGCAGAAACGGACGCCGCCCGGAGCAGACGCGCCUGUUGUAGGCGUAUACAUCACUUAUCUCAGACGAGAGGAUGCAGAAAGAGCCAUCCAAUCGAUAGAUGGCAGCCCAUCUCCUGGCGGAGGCGGUGAGGUGAUGCGAGCCAGCUACGGUACAGCAAAAUACUGCAUCAGUUUCCUGCGGAAUGCGACUUGUACCAACAAUAAUUGCCUCGAUGCACAUGAAUGGGGCGAACCGGAUGACUGUUUUACCCGAGAAGAUCUUACGCAUUUGAAGCUUACCAUCAAAGAUACGGAAAAGCGGUCAUCCAUGACCAUAAAGCGAUCCGCUGGCCCAGAUGCCCCUUCCCUCCCUCGUUCGGCUUCCUGGGCUUCCCGGCCUGCCCAAGCAAGCUCGUCGACACAAGCUUCACAAACAGACAGCCCGAGUCAUGGGGUCAGAAGCUCGAGACCAACCCGACAAUCGAGGAACGUCUCUGGUCCCAAACCCCCGAGAAAUGACUCUGGUGAUAAAGGUUCACGCGAAAGGGAUAGAAGAAAAGGAUCAGGCUUACAACCUGCCGCAACAGCCCCUUCGAUACUUCCGUCACCGCUAUCUCAAACCACAACGCAGGCCGUUGAACCACCUACAGCCCCUGAACCUGCCGCAGAGACUUCGACUGCUGCUUCAUCGCCUCAAGUUACUGCAAGUGUAGCCGAUUCUGAAGCCCGAUCGCACGCAAUGUCACCACCUGUUGUCCACGGUCAGCCUUCUGUUCCCCCAGGUCUGGCCCCUCCAGGAUUGGCUCCCCCAGGAUUGGCUCCUCCUGGAUUGGCUCCUCCUGGGCUCGUGCCUCCACCUGGACUAAGUGCACAAUGGAAGCAAGGAGCAACAAGCUCAGAAGCUGUGAACCCUGCACCUCCGGCAUCUCUCCUACAACCACCUGGUCUCGCCCGACCCCCACCUGGACUCAGUCUACCCUCUGAGGCCCUAUCCCCGACUCCUUCGAAGCCCUACCAACUCUCAAAGAAUGCUCAAGCACUCAUAAAUGACGUUGUCUCUCGCCGCGAGGCCGUCAAGUCUACCCCACCUCCCAUCUUCCCCGAUUUUGAUCGCACGCUCUCGACUCUUGUUAAUUCUGCCGGUUUCAGUUUUUCUUUUGCAAGCCUCUCCCUGAAUACAGCCGAAUCAGGCCUACCAGCUAUUCGGUCCAUACGCAAGACCACGUUCGAUCCAUUUGCGUCUCCGUUGGAUCUUACAUCGAGCUCGGAGACCUCCUCACCAGCUCUCAGGUCGAUCAAUGGAGAUCCAAGACGAGCUAUGUUUGAUUCUCAAAUGAGUGAUCUUCCCACCAUUGGGGAGGGUGGAAGGUCCCGUUUCGACUUUGCUCGGAGACAAAGCUCCCUAGGGGGAGGGUCAUCUCUAUUACAGAGUUCGCGUGGAAGCACCCCCUUCAGGCCCGAAGCUACCUCUGGAAACACUCUAUACAACUCUACGGACACGAUGGCAGGUGGCCGCCAAGGCAACUGGGUCAAUCAUCCAAAUGCUGGCAUGUCGAUGGAGUAUCGCUAUAAUCCACAAUACCCUGUCCAGUAUCAAGUGCCUCUUGCUGGACCAGAACAUCCCGUAUACAACGAACUGCCUCCGACACCUUUUGAUCAAGCGCCCAUGGCCGAAAACAUGCGCGAGCUCGUCAGAGGGUUUGAGACACCAGGGAUUGAGCGUGCAAAUAACAGACAGCUCGAGCUCGGUCUAUCCGCUCAGUUGACGCACGGGCAAAAUCUGCCCUAUCAAAUGCAGUCGACAGUCCGCCGGGACGAUCUUGCUAGCUCUCAACGCAUGAUGACCAAAUCGCCUCCGAAUCCGCAAACAAAUUUCAUCUCCUAUCAAACACAGCAGGUGACUGGUCCUCCUGGACUCUCUCACAUCUCACAGGCGCAACAACCCAGCGCCUCGGGAAGUGGCCCGAAGGAGUUGACUUCCCCUAAUGUUUCACACGCUCUACCCUCUGAGCCAGUGCCAAAACCUCCCUCGCCGGUCAUAGGCCCCGGCCCCGUUGUCGUUCAAGACAAUCCUCUUCCUGACCAAGAGCGCACGACAGCGCCAGUAGAGAAUGAGGACGAAUUUCCGGCUCUGCCAGCCACAGCUGUAGAGGCCAGCGUCCGACCUCCUGUAUCGGUGCCUGCUCCUGUGAAAGCACCGCCGGCGCCCGCAGCACCUCGCAAGGUUGCCCCACCUAAGCCAACCAAGAGUGAGAUAAAGAAAGCUGCUCUGCCACCGCUCACUACUACCACACUUACCAAAAAGCCGUCUGAGCCAAGCCAGUCGUCUGCUGUCGAACAAGUGGCAAAACCAGAGGCAAAGAGUAAGCGUGCGGCUCAGAAUGAUGCUUCGACGACUGCUGCGUCUACUCCGAUCACGCCAGUGGUGGCGACCCCAAUUCACAGUACCAAAGAGAGCAAGGUCGCCGAAUCAACGUCGUCUACCAAAGCGAAUACCUCGAAGAAUAAGGAUGCAAAGGCAGUUCAACCCCCGAUCGUCACUUCGGAACCCGUCGAGCAUGCCCCCAUUCUCGCUCGCCAGACGAAGAAAGUCAAGCCACAGCAGGUUCCCAAGAAGAAACAGCAGCAGCAACAACAGCAACAGCAACAGCAACAGCAACAGCAACAGCAACAGCAACAGCAGCAGGCAACGACUGCUCGCGAAGAGCCAGUCGCACCAAAAGAAGCGACUCCUGAGCCAGCUCCUACCUUGACCGCCCUUGCGACGCCCGCAUCUGUCCCCAAUUCGAACGUUCGAACUCCAACCACCAUCUCUACAUUGUUGUCGCAAAUACAGGACCAUUUGGAUGUGCCUUCGCUGCGCUUCUUCAGCCAGACUUAUGUGGGUGGCCCAGAGGUCAUCGACUAUGAGACGUUGGUCGAAGCCUUGUCCGCGCUCAGUGCGGGGUCUGCUGGGCUAGCUAGUCUCAGUGCUAGCUCAGCAGCUGAUUCGACAGUGUCGACCUUUCAGGGAUUGUUGGCGACGUUGACGCAAACAAUUGGCGAGUUGCUCGCAAAGCUUUCUGGUGGAGACCGAGAGGACAAUUUGACACUCAAAAUUUUUCAAGAUAUGCUCAAAUCAGAUAUGUUGGCUUCGCAAUCGGGUGCCGACUCGCUGGGCAGCAAGGACGGCGAUCUCGAGACGAAGACGCAAUGGAUACAAUCUCAACUGGCAAAGCUAGAAGAUGUGCAGCGUACGACGAGCCAAGCUGGGUCCGCGACGAGCGAGACCUGGGACCGUCGUGGGCUACUACCACGGAGUGCAGUGCCCAAGAAGGAGGAGAAGGAUAUUGAGGGGAUGACCGUCGUUCAGCUUGAAGCGGAGCUGGCCAAUGCGAAAAAGUCGGUGUCGUCGCUGACGGCCGAGCUUCGUGAGGUCAUGGUGAUCAAUGCCAAAUUGAUUGCAGAGCUGUCGUGA